Messenger RNA from [Candida] anglica, 2900 nucleotides. The record is from the annotation of a GenBank genome assembly. NCBI's taxonomy places the organism in Eukaryota, Fungi, Ascomycota, Pichiomycetes, Serinales, Debaryomycetaceae.
UAGUUUCAAAUGAUGCAAUGUGUCAUGGCACUCGUGUAAUUCUCAGGGAUAUCCCGUGGUCUAGAUUGUGGAUAGGACGUGUUGCACUAGUAUUCUGCAACGUACAAAAAGAAGGAGAUGUAUCGCGCUAAUUCUUCGGAAUCUUUUUGUUGAAGUCCAGCCGAUCCGAAAAUUGAUCGGAUCUUUCAGGUAAUUUUCGUGAAAAGAGUCCUCAUAAUCUGCCGAGAACAUUCCAUUAAAGAUCCAUCGGAAUCCUCUUCAAGGAAGAAAAGUCUGUACAGAUCAACUUUACGAACUUCUUUCAUACACGAAUUUACCAAAUAUCUACACUAUCACAGUUUUUUUUUCUACAUUAAGUGACCAUUUCAAAUACGAAAUUAUCCAAUUUCUUUCUUCAUCUUUAUCACUUUGGCUCUCAUUAGUUUGGAUUUUAAGAAAAUAUAAAAAAACAUUCCAACUAUCUAUAAACCCAAACUGAAAAUUCAACUGAAUUCUCAAUGAAUUCCUUCAUAUUCUAUAUAAGAAUAAUUCCACUUCUUGCUAACUCACUCAAAAGACUAAAACUAAAUCUUUCGUUCCUCUUGAUAUGUCCUUUCCAUUUCUAAUGAUGUAUCACGUGCACACUCACCCAGUGUAUACAAAUAUAUAUCACAAAAACAUACGAACUAGCACUCUAUAUUAUUUACUCUAUACUUUUAAACCCCUUUCGAUUUAAUAGGAAUAGAUAACCACAGAUAUGGCUGAUAAGGAAAUCACUACAUUUGUAGUGGAUUUAUCACCGUCAAUGGGGGAAAAAUAUAACAAUACCCCUGAUACCAAUCUUGACAUUGGAUUGAAAUAUUUUUAUGAUCUUGUCAUUGCAAAGGUACUUCGAGGUCGUAAAACUGAUUAUGUUUCAGUCAUUGCAGUCAAUUCGCCUCUCACCGAUAAUCCAUACGCCGGUGCUGGGGGCUCUUUCCAAAAUAUAGAAGUUGUGUGUGAGAAAAUAGCACCACUGUACUCCGAUUUGAAAUUCUUUCGUAAUAAGUUAAUCCCCAAUUCCAACAUGGAAUUUAAAAGUAAUACUGGUGAUUGCUUUGAAGGGUUGGUUCUCGCGGUGCUGCUUCUUAAGGACACUCUGAAACUAAAGUUCACGAGAAAUAUAGUCGUGAUAACAAACGGCCAAGCUCCAUGUGAGUCGUUUGAACUGCCAUUGGCAAAUGCCACCAAAGUGGCCAUGGAAAAACUCUCGAUAAACUUGAUGGUCAUUGGGGUUGGAUUUGAAAUUUCUAACCGGUCAGAAAAUUUUAAGAAUUGGUCCCUUAAAUGUAAAGAGUACAAUGGGACGUUUUUAACGGGUAUAGAAUCUAAUGAGGCCAUCCAGUACCACCCUCCAUUACGGAAAGUUAGACCAAUGAAAUAUUAUCAUGGUCAAUUGAGGUUUGGUAGUGAUUACCUUCGGAUUCUAGAUUCCAAAGACGAUUAUUCCCCAGAAUCUGACGUGUAUUCCUUGACCAUGGACGUUGAAUGCUAUCCAGCUGCUAAAAUUGAACCAUUGCCCAGUGGCCAUAGUUAUGUGGUUAAAAAUGAUGCGGUUAGUAAAGUUAGUCAUGAACGUGAAUAUUAUGUACAAAGGCCGAAAGUAGAGGAAACUGGAAAUGAUGAUGAACAAUUGGGUACACGUCAUCAUGAUCUACCACAAGAUGAUUCCAAUGACUCUAAUGUUGAGAUUAUUCCCAUUGAUGAGGGUGAAAAAGUCAAAGGAUUUAAGUAUUCUAAUUAUGAUUUGAUAGCCUUAGAUAGGGACUUGGAAAUAGCUUCCACUCUCCACACAAUGGAAGGAAUGGAUAUAGUUGGGUUCUUCAAACAUGAAGAUUUCCCAUUUGCAUAUCUCACCGAAGAAUCCUUUUAUGUGGUACCUGCUUCUGGAGGAUCAUCUAGGAAUAUUCUUGCAUUCAAUCUGUUUUGUAAAGCACUUCUCGAGAUGAAAAGUGUUGCCAUGGUUCGAUACGUUCAAAAGGAUGAUACUGAAGUGAAAAUGUGUAUUUUAAUGCCAACCAAGGUAAAUAAUGGGGAGGGUAAGUUCAUAUAUACUUGUUCAAUGACUAGAAUGCCCUUCAAGGAAGAUGAAAAUUUGGGCAGGUUCCCAUAUUUGACUCCAUAUAAAAAUGAGAAGGCUGAAGAAGAAGAAGAGGAAGAAGAAAAUGAAGAUAAUGAAUCCUCCGAGAAAGAAACAUUGAAGUUUCCCACUAAAUCUGCAAAUAAACUAAUGGAAUCAUUCAUCUUAGCAAAAGAUCUAGAUGGUGACUCCAAGGUAGAGAGUUCCCUGAGCAUCAAUAUUCCCAAGGCAGUAGUGGCGGGAUCUGCAGUUAGUUCAUUGCCCAAACCAGUUAAAAUUGAAGAAGUUGUGGAUUCAAAGCUUACUUCACCUUCACCUGCACUUCACAAAUUCAAUUUAAACCUCCGUAGAAUAAUAUUUGCUUCAUUACAAAAUACUGGAGAUCUUCAUGAAUUCUUGGAUAACCCCGACUUUGUUAAGCGAUACCUUGUCAGCAAGGAAUCGAACAUGUUCAAUUUAGGCAACGUGCUAAAGCUCAAUGGAAGUGUGGAGUCUGAUUGGCUUAAAUCAGUCAAUAAAAGAUCACUCCCAUUUGUGAAGGACCUUGUCUCGGAAUUGGGGGUAAAAUAUGUUAGUCGGGAAGAAGCAGAAAACAGGGCCAAGCGCAGGAAGCCUGGUGCUACUUUACAUGGAUUGUUUAAACGGAACCCACAGGGCACAUUUGGUGCUAAUGAAGGUGAAUAUGAUGAAAUGCCAGAUUUAGAUAGAAUCCUUCAAUAGAACAAUAAAGAAUGUCAAGGGCGGUGAUAUUAACUACGCGAUGGUUACCUUGGACUAUUUACAUUAUCUAUACAUAUAUACA